UUGUUUUCAAUACCAAUCGUCCCGCUUCUCUCUACUCUCCAUUUCUCUCUGAUUGAUUCACGACUUUUUCCGUCAGUCAAGAUCCCCGAUUCACGUCUAGUUUUUGCUACCGUUGUCCGGCAUGUCGAAAAGUUUUCUACGUUUCUUUUUACCCCCUCUUACUAGUUGCCCUUAGUUUCCUUCCGAGCUAGUGAUUCUCAUGUAUGUGGAUGGACUUAGUAUACACUCGUGACCUUUACGGCCGAUCUGGAUGGAAAGAUGCUAUGUUAUUCUUAACGAUGGUUUCUUUUUCUUCCGCGUUUCUCGGCUUUGUUGUGUCCAGUGAUUCCCCCCUUUCGUUGUCUUGUUCGGGAUCGGGGGAUGGCGUGCGGAGUCCUGUUCUUCUUGUUCUUCUAACGGAGCCAUGUCCCUGCCUAGUUGACGAGACAGCCAUGCGAAUAAGAUUACGACUCAGCGACCUGCAGAGGUGCUUUCCGGAGCCCAAGAACGGUAGUCUGUCUAUCUUACCAGCCAGGCUUAUAAAAGAGAAACAAAAAAAAAACGACUAUCCUUCCCGUUUGCUCCCUCUCCCUCUUCCAAUCCGUGACACUGGUAGUCAUGUAUGGUACUUACGCAGGGGAUCCCGCUGAGAUUUCAUUGUAUUUUCGUCGUGUCUUGAUUAGCUCUUUCUUUCGGUUAAACUGGGGUGAUAGAAUGAGCAGUACAGUUUU
Molecule: messenger RNA, 710 nt
Organism: Aspergillus pseudonomiae
Lineage: Eukaryota; Fungi; Ascomycota; Eurotiomycetes; Eurotiales; Aspergillaceae
Exons: 1
Coding region: 204-629 (141 amino acids)
Source: RefSeq, a predicted model, not a curated record